UCCUCCACCCCCCCGCCCCCUUGCCCCCCCUUGGUUUUCCCUUUUUCGCAAGCCCCGAAUAGAAUGGAGUAAGAGAGUGCAAGCGAAAUACCCCACUCCAAUGUGACGCGGUAACCAAUAAGAUGAAACUAAAGGCCUAGAACGAAACCCUUCUCUCCUACUCCUUCCUCUCAGCAUUUUAUCCUCCCUCUUUUCGUUUUUCACUCCACUAUGCAGAUGCUACUCUUGCCUGUCCUAACCUCUCGUCAUCCGCCGCUAUUUUUCGCAGAUCCAAGGCUUCUUAAAAUGGCUCCAUCGGAGCCGAUCUCCGUUCCCAUUCCAGAAAGCAGCAUUCCUGAUGGUGUCGGCUGCUCCGGAUCGGGCGACGAAGAAGGCUGCAAGCUGCUUGACAGUUUCGCUAUUCUUGUUCAAAUAUGCCUGGCAACCACGGCGUUGCUAGUGCUUGUAUACAAGCGGUGGAGAGAGCGACCGCAACGGCCAGUGCCUGUGUGGGCAUUGGAUGUGAGCAAACAGUUUUUGGGCGCGGGUGUCAUUCAUUUCUUGAACUUGGCGGUGAGCUAUUUGGUGGGGCGGCCUAUGAAUGGCCCCAAAACGAAUCUCUGCGUAUGGUACUUUCUCAACGUGCUCGUGGACACCACCAUUGGCGUGGGUAUUCUCUGGUUCUGGCUUCACUCGCUGCAAUGGAUACUUGCACGAUACUUGCAUGUGCGAUACAUUCGAAGUGGGGAGUAUGGUCCUCCACCACUGCGUCGCCGUUUGUUGCCAUGGGCACGACAGACCGCUGUCUUUAUUGUAUCCGAAGCCCUGAUGAAGCUGUGUGUGUUGGGCUUGUUCCGUCUGUGUCCCUUUUUGUUCAAUGUCGGCAACUGGGCACUGCGCUGGACACGUGGCAAUCAUCGCUACCAAGUAGUAUUUGUCAUGUUUAUAUUCCCCUUGGUGAUGAAUGCAGUCCAGUUUUGGAUCGUGGAUACCAUCGUCAAGGUCAAUCCAGCGCUGGCCGGCAGCUAUUCAAACAAUGUUCCCAAAUACACCAAUCCUGACGAACACUAUCCCUCAGGCGACGAUGAAGAAAGUGCAUCAUCGCCUGCCAUCAACAACAGUACCACUGCUUCUCAUAAUGCUCAUCGUGAAGGCAAUGAACGCACUCCAUUGUUACGCAGCAGCUCUUCAUAGUCUUUUAUGAUACCAUAGAUAUACCAACUCUACCAAUAGUUUUGUAAAUAACAACAUAUCACAUCAUCCAUCUCCACACACACACACACACACACAACAAAUAAUAUAAAUACUAGAAGUUUUACCAGCGGGUAAUGAAUU
Messenger RNA from Zychaea mexicana, 1314 nucleotides. RefSeq names its product vacuolar membrane protein-domain-containing protein. The coding region runs from base 211 to 1173 and encodes 320 amino acids. Gene Ontology annotation, cellular component: membrane. Lineage: Eukaryota; Fungi; Mucoromycota; Mucoromycetes; Mucorales; Lichtheimiaceae. The record is from RefSeq and is a predicted model, not a curated record. The transcript is spliced from 3 exons.